Penicillium oxalicum is the source of this 4734-nucleotide messenger RNA. RefSeq lists its product as uncharacterized. The coding region runs from base 1 to 4734 and encodes 1577 amino acids. The transcript has 9 exons. Gene Ontology annotation, molecular function: DNA-binding transcription factor activity, RNA polymerase II-specific; zinc ion binding; transcription cis-regulatory region binding. Gene Ontology annotation, cellular component: nucleus. NCBI's taxonomy places the organism in Eukaryota, Fungi, Ascomycota, Eurotiomycetes, Eurotiales, Aspergillaceae. The record is from RefSeq and is a predicted model, not a curated record. Gene Ontology annotation, biological process: positive regulation of transcription by RNA polymerase II.
AUGUCAGGCGACCUGGAGGCGGGACCGGCAUCGUCGGCGAUCGGCUCCAUCGACAAACCCCAGCCGACGGAGCAGCACGCUGAGAAACAAUCUGGCGCUCGUAAGGGUCCGAAGAGACGUACCAAGACAGGUUGCUUAACUUGUCGAAAACGUCGAAUUAAGUGUGGAGAAGAGAAACCCACGUGCAGCAAUUGUGUCAAAGCCAAGCGCAUCUGUGAAGGUUACGCGCGGCGAGUGAUCUUCAAGAAUCCACUCGGGCUCAUCGGAUCUUAUGGCGCUUUGCCAGGUCAAGGUCAGUUGCAACAGCAGCAGCAACAACAACAACAACAAGGGCCAGUUCCUACGUACAAUGGCUGGACUGGCGCAACAGCGCAACAUGCCGCGGCGGCGGCGCAGCACCCGAUGCUGGCUCCUCGACCUAUUGACCCAGCAGCUGCGGGAUAUUACAUGUCUCAGCCAUACGAAGCUGCGCCGUCGACAGUAGAAAAGCAAAAUUCGGAUGCGCAUCAGUUCUGUUAUCCGCCUCCUACGAGACAGGCGCCCCCUCCAGAAUGGCCUGCCCAGCCUACACGGAGACCAAUGCCCUCAGACCAUUCACUUUCAUCCCAAGCCCUGCCCCCUCCGCUGGGACAAAUCGCUGCUACUUCGGAGGCAGUCCAGCAUGAGUUACAGACUCAUCGAGUUGGGUUGGAUGAAUCGCCUUACUCUGGGGGGCCGCUCUCGCAACAUUCUCAGUCCAUCGUCUACUGGACCAAUGAGCAACUGAGUCAAGGGAUCGGCUUCAACGGUGGAAUGCCGGUCCUCUGGGAUACUGAAAAUCCAACAGCAUUGGAGGUUCCGCCCAUCCCUCAGUCCGACCAGCCCCUUGCGGCUGGAUAUCAGUAUUCAGCCCAAUUUGGGCAAGGUUCCUCGCAUGUUGACACACUUGAUCAUCAAAAUCAGCAAUAUCAGCCGCAAAUCGUCUACGUCGAAGAUGAGAAUGAUGACUACUUCGACGUAGACUCCGACGAUGAGAUGGCAGGACCAAGUCAAGUGGAAGGUUAUAAUCAACUCAGCUUGAUCAUGGCGUCGGCCAACAAUGACGAAAGCCGAUUCCGAUCAUUCACAGCUCAUCUAAACGAGCCGAACAUUCUCGCCUCGUAUACACCGAGUCUUGGUUCUAGUCCUCUUAACAACCCCACAACUGCCCGCAUUUUCGCUCACUUUAUCCACUCAACUGGGCCGUCAUUAUCAAUAUUUGAACGUCAUCCAACGGAUUCUUCCAUUGCUUUGGGAGGUCCGGUUCCUCCAGCUCAGCAGGGCCUCUGGACGUAUACCUUACCUCUCAAAGCAUUAGAAAAUCCAGAACUACUACAGGCUGUUCUCGCCGUGAGCAGCUUGCACAUCGCAUAUUUGCAAGGCACAUCUACUACAGUGUCCUUGAAACACUACCAUUACGCUCUCAAGCGCAUCGGUCGAGCGGUGGGUCUGCCUCUCCGACGUAAACAAAUUGGGACGCUGGCGGCCACCCAACUUCUUGCAUAUUACGAAGUCAUUUCCGCAGACCACUCCAAAUGGAACAGCCACGUUGCCGGUGCAGCUCAGCUGAUCAAAGAAGUUGACUUUGCUGGGACCACACGCGACCUCCGCGCAUAUCGGCGAGAGAUUCGUGCACAAAGGCAGCAGAUGGGAUGGUCGAAUUCUAUGAUGUAUCAUCACAGCUUUGGUUCCGAAUCAAGUGAAGAUGACCCCUUCGCGGAAAAAGAAGACAGUGUGGAUGAAGGGCUCAUUGGGACAAUUCUGGGCAGAGCAGUCAACUUCGAUGAUUUUGGGCAUGUGGACAUUGGUCAACGGCGCCGGGCCAAGAAAAAUUUCACUCGUAAGGAAAUUGAGAGCUUCCGGAUACAGUGCGAUCUCUACUGGUGGUUCACGAAGCAGGAUGUCUUCCACAGCUUUAUCAGUGGAGAGAAACUAUUUAUGCCCUAUGACAGGCAGUGCCAGUGUCCGCCGCGAGCAGGUGUCGGCCGAAUCGAUGCUAUCUAUGGAUCCGCGGACCAUCUCUGGCUGUUGCUCGCACGGGUUACGGACUUCGGUUACCGUGAUCGUAAACGCAAGAUCCGAGCCCUCCGUGCAGCUGGAACGGAAUGGAGACCAACCCCGGGCAUGUUCAAAUUCAUGGGUCGCUUUGCCGGUGGGAAUCCCAAUUCCAUGAAGGGAGCGCCUCCACCUCGUGGCCCUCCGGGAGGACCAACACCUACAGGAUCGUCGACUAGCCAGCGCUCCAGUCCUCCUGAAUCAGAUUCGCCCCCCAUGUAUGGCAUGGUCCCACCCCAAGGCCCAACACGGCUGCCAUCUGGAUUUGUGGACGGCGCUCGCGAUCGUCGAUCAUCUCCCCAGGAAGACGACCAUAGCCAGGACGUCACAUACACAGAAGCGGAACAAGAAUGGGAGGAGAUCUUAUCAGCCAUGGACACGCUUGUCGACGCAUUCGGGCGCCACUUUGAGCCUCUUCCGGCUGAUGUCACACAGUCCAUCCCCACGCCCUUUGGUCCUGCGUUACAGUAUCGCACCCAUACCGUUGCGGUCAUUUGGGGGUUUUACUACGCAGCCCGCAUUCUCCUCUAUCGACUUCACCCGUCCAUGCCUCCAGCUAUGAUGAUGGCCGCUGGAGUGGCUGCAGCGACCACAGCCGAGUAUGCUCAAAUCAUCGGGCGAAUCACGGGUGGUAUAUACUACCCACAGCGGUAUAACCUCCAAGCUGGCAGCUUGAGUCCCACACUCGGUUCCUCGCUCACCGAGAUGACAGUGCCCAUCUUCUUUGCUGGUGUACAGUACAUGGACCCUGCACAACGUGGAUGGACCAUUGCCAAACUGCGAGACAUCUCUCGACUGACAGGCUGGAAGACCUCCGAGGCCAUUGCAAGUGGGUGUGAGAAGGCCUGGACCUGGCCGCUAGACAGGGCCGGGGCCCUCCCUAUGACCGCACUGCGGAAGUUGAUGAGACUCGAGGACCCCCUUCUUCUCAACCGUGUUGGCGCGCACGACAACGAUGAGCGACGGUUUGUGACGGUCGACACCCAUGAUCGCGCCCAUUACGCCAUGGGUCUUUUGAGUUUGGAGGGUGAUAUGCAGACCUUGGAGUUCCUGUCUCGUAAGGCGUUUUCCGUGCCUUCAGUUCCCCCUGCAGCUUCUGCUUUCGAAGAACAUCGAGGUUUCGUCUUCCCCUGUCCCCCCAUCCCUUUUCCACUCAUCACCCGUGGUUCUUUCGACUCACACCCCCACCCGCCGUCGGCCCGCGAGUCAGCCGGUCCCAUCAUCCACGGUAACCAGCUUCGUUCAGCUGCCAACUUUGUCCCCCCCCCCCCCCCCCCCCCCCCCCCCCCCCCCCCCCCCCCAAAUCACCAACAAGACUUCGAUCCACGGCUCAAGUAUCGAAUCAUGUCGCGAUACGAGGAUUAUCGUUCCUCGGCGGGCAGCUUUGACACCCGCGACCGAUAUGAGCGUCGUCAAUCUCGUGGCCCUGCCGUCAUGGAACGACCCCGCCACGUCGAAGACGAACGGUUCGAGUUUCGCAUGCACGAGGAAGACCGAUAUGGUCCCCCUGCACGCGCUCCGGGCCGGCACUAUGAAGAUGAGCAUCUGGUACGCUCCUCGGGCCCCCUCGUAGCGCAUGACCGCCGCCGACGUCGCGACGAAAGUCCUUCUUUUGCUCCGCCUCGACUAGUUAGGCGGCAGUCCUCCCUCGACACUUUUGAUCGAAUCCCUCGCCGCAGGAUGGAAACCCUUGAGGUCUCUGAUCGGCCGCGAGGAGCGUCUCGUGCGUCUCGUGCGCCUCAUGUCCCUCACCCGCCGCGUUUCUCUCCGGGCCGUUAUCGUGAGCGGGAAGUAUAUGAAGACAUUCGUAUCGCAGAGCCAGAUCUCUACGGCGACGAAGAGUUUCGAGAGUUCCGGGAACGUACAUCGAUGGGCCAUCAUCGUCGCCGCUCUAGCAGCGGCACUCGUUCGCGGCGAGAGGAAAAGCCGUACCCUCGCAAGGGCAAGACCCGUAUUCCCCGUAAAUGGGUGCAUGUGCAUGCCAUCCUAGAUCUGGGCUAUCCGUUCAAAGAAGAUGGCGAGGUCAUUGUUAUCCAGAAAGCCCUAUCAAAAGAGCAAAUCGACGAGGUUAUCAGUUUGAGCAAGGAAUUUCGAAGGCCCGCCGAACAUGUGGAAACUGAAUAUUUGCGCGUGUCUCGAUCUCCCGUGCGAGCAAUUCCUCGCGAACGGGUCACCACCGAACAUCUGGCUGUUGACUCGCGUCACCGUGAUACACAUUAUAUUGAAGCUUCACCGCGCAGACAUGGAUACGAAGAAAUUGACUAUGAGGAGUACACUCCACGAGCGCGGACUCUACUCGUCUCACGCCCCCGAUCCGUGUCGGUGAAUACACAGGCUCGUCCAUCCACCUCUCUUCAACUCAUUGAGCCGCGAACCUACGCCGAGGAGCGGAUUGAGACCCGACCGCGCAAUUCAGGACAAAUGGUCCUGGUCCGGCCACGGGACAGUGACCGUGAAGUUGACCAGUAUGUCCGUGAGCUGGAAGAAGAGGCGAGAAUGCUACGAUUAGAGCGACGAGGAGGCUACGAGGUCACUCGGGAUCGAGAAACCGAUGUGAUCGAUAACAAGGGAAACGAGAUGGAGAUUCACGAAGUGCGACGAACAGAGCGCAAAGAACCUAGCGCGGGUGUGAUGCGUGCCAUGCUAGCGACUCUCACAUGA